AUGGCCACGCUAGGUGUUCUCGACUUCAAUCCUGAGGGCCAUCCUAUUAAGUUUAAGACUUGGCUUCAGGACCUACAGCUGUACCUACUGAGCGAUUCGAAAGACAAUGUCUCACUGUUUGACCUCACGUCUGGAGACUGUCCUGCCCCUCCCGACACAGCUGACAGUACGACUCGCUCACAGUGGCUUACUCGUGACGCUGCCGCUCGCCUAGCCGUUCGCAACCACCUGCCGAUAGCCGAACGCGCUCACCUUGACCAGCCUAAAACUGCCAAAGCCCUGUACGACGCUGUAGUCGCCCGCUACUCUUCCCCUGCCAGUGCAGCUCUCGGUCGCCUUCUACUGCCCUACCUGUUUCCCGAGCUGUCCUCCUUUGCCCCAGUAGCGGAUCUCAUUACCCACCUUCGCACUAGCGACGCUCGCUACCGCGCUGCCCUCCCAGCCGAGUUCGUCCCCAAGAACGAGCCCCCCAUUUACAUCACUCUCUACUUUAUAGUCACCCGUCUCCCUGACUCUCUUCGCGCAGUCAGGGACCACUUUCUUGCCCUUGACGCCACCAAGCUCACCAUCGACCUGCUCGAGGAGCACCUCCUUGCAGCCGAGACUAGUGUAGUCGCUGUAGGUGCUACUCGUGGCACUCCUCGCACGCCCUUCUUUGAGGGGUGCUCCCCCUCCCCUCUUGCCCCCUCUGUUGCUUCUGCUGCUGCUGUCGACUUCCUUGGUGCUGAGGAGGUCGGUGCUGCUUCUGCUCCUAGUGGGAAGCGCCGCAGUGGCAAGGGCAAGGGAGACAAGAGCGGUGGGGGUGGCGGCAGGGGGGAUGGUGGUGGAGGCGGUAGAGGUGGAGGUGGCGGUGGGAGUGGUGGCGGGAGUGGGGGAGUCGGUGGCGGUGGUGGCGGCAGUGGUGGGGGUGGCGAUGGUGGUGGUGGUAGCGGCAGUGGGGGUGGUGGCGGCGGUGGUGGCGGCGGAGGGAGGGGUGGCGGCGGCAGUAGUGGUGGUCGGACCGGAGCAGUUCAGCGGCAGUAG
Messenger RNA from Closterium sp. Yama58-4, 1023 nucleotides. The record is from the annotation of a GenBank genome assembly. Lineage: Eukaryota; Viridiplantae; Streptophyta; Zygnematophyceae; Desmidiales; Closteriaceae.